AUGAAGGACGUAAAGAAAACAAAGGUACCGCUGCCUGGCGCGAAGCCGAAUCGGAAACCUCAGAGCGCCCCACCGAAAGCACAGUUGAGCCAGGAAACAAUCGAUACCGACAGCGAUUCUGCCAGCGAAAGCACAGCGCGACCGAAGAAAAUCGAGAGGCCAAAAGCCACCAUUGGCAUUCAUGUGAACGGUGUACCCAAGUCAAAGACCAAGCCUAGCAAGACAGACGCAAAUGCUUCUAAUUCUGCAUCGAAAUCUAAGCCCUCCCCGAAAAAACCGGCGUUGAAACAAAUCGUGACGGAGCGCGAUGUUGCAGACCUUUCCAGCUCCGAGGUCAGCGACGACGAUGCGUCAGCCCGAGACAUACAGACCAAGCUUCCAGGAAACGAUGCGAAGAAGGAUGCCUCGAGCGACAGCGAGAGUGGAAGCGAGAGCACAAGCGGCUCAGAGAGUUCUAGCGACGAAUCGGAUACUGAUGAUGCGCCGCAACCGACACGCAAUCCAGCACCAGCGCAACCCCAAACACAAGCACCAACACAGUCGCAUGCGGUAGAAUUUCAACCAACCAGGGCAUUUGUGCCCCCAAAAGGAUUUAAUCCUGUGCCACUGAACGACAAGACUAUUUCGAGAUCAUCGACAGGCUUGUUUGAAAACUUGCAAGGGAAGCAAGUAUGGCACAUUACUGCUCCUGCCGGUGUUUCGUUGAAAGACCUCAAGGAGCUUGCAAUGGAAAAAGUCAAGGGUGGAGAGGUGGUUUUGAGUCACAAGGGCAACGACUUUGGCUUCUCCCAAAUGAACAAGAGUGAGGCUGGCACACGACAAGUUUUUAUGCCUGGAAAGGAUGGCAUGAAGCCUGUGCCUGUCCCGAUAACGCAGAGUCUGCGUUUACGGCGUAUUAUGCAACUGCCAAAGCUCAGCUCGCUACAAGCCGACCAAAACACCGGCUCAGAAGCAGCAGCUUCAAUAACGCGAUCCACGAUUCGAGCACCACGACCCCAAGUCAAGGGCCUGAAAAUGCGCUUCCUUCCUACCGGCUUUACGGGCAAUGAUGCAGGAACUAUCGGCGACUCAGAUGAUGAGCUUGAGCCAGCUCGGGAAACUGCAGUGCUCGGAAUGCCAGAGUCUAGCAAAUCUUCCAAGAAGCAGAAGAGGAAGCAUGCCGAUGUAAACGGCACGGAGACAAGUGAGGCACCCGUGAAGAAGAGCAAAAAACACCAAGAUUCUGAAGAAGCCAAGCGGAAGGCGGAGAAGAAGGCUAAGAAGGAGAAGAAGCGGGCAAAAGAGGCGGCUUCUGUGGGUUCAUGA
Molecule: messenger RNA, 1305 nt
Organism: Bipolaris oryzae ATCC 44560
Lineage: Eukaryota; Fungi; Ascomycota; Dothideomycetes; Pleosporales; Pleosporaceae
Exons: 2
Coding region: 1-1305 (434 amino acids)
Biological process (GO): transcription by RNA polymerase I
Source: RefSeq, a predicted model, not a curated record